CACAUUUUCCUCCUCGCCGCUGAAGAUCCCGAGAGGCCGGGCCACCGGGAGGCGGAGGCGCCGGGCGAGCGAGCGAGCGGCUUGACCGCCGCCUGCGCAGCGUCGGUAGUAGGUGCUAUUCUGGAACAAGUAAAAUCAUAAGUGGAGUUGACCUCGGAGCACCUUUAGGUUUUGGAGCUGUCUGCUCUUAUUGGUUUCAUGGCGACCAACGAGAACCUCCCAUCAAAUGUCAUUUCACAAUUGGCUAGAGAAAUGAAGAAUCUUGAUGAAUCACCUCCAGAAGGGAUUAAAAUUAUUGUUAAUGAUGAUGACUUCACUACCAUUUGUGCUGAUAUUGAGGGCCCUGCUGGCACUCCAUAUGAGAAUGGGUUAUUCCGGAUGAAGCUAUUGUUGUGUCGCGACUUCCCUCACUCUCCUCCAAAAGGAUUCUUCUUGACAAAAAUAUUCCAUCCAAACAUAGCAACUAGUGGUGAGAUAUGUGUGAACACAUUGAAAAGGGAUUGGAGCCCUAGUCUUGGAUUAAGAUAUGUUCUGCUGGUAGUGAGAUGCCUUCUGAUCGAACCAUUCCCUGAAUCUGCCCUUAAUGAACAAGCUGGAAAGAUGUUACUGGAAAACUACGAGGAGUAUGCACGCCUUGCAAGGCUAUACACUGGCAUUCAUGCACAUAAACAUAAGAAUAAGUCCAAGACCGGAGCUAUUUGCGAGUCAACCACAUCUCUAAAUGCGGGUCAGAGUAAUGAAACUGUUCUGAGCAAGAACACAGCAUUGGCUCCAGCACUGUCAUCUACGUCCACCUCAACCAAAGUUCUAGGCUUACAUGAUCAGAAUGCUGCUCCUUCUGAUCCUGCGGUAGGAGGAGCGUCAGCAGCACACAAGAAGGAUGGUCUGCUUGCUGUCAAAAUUCCAGUUGAAAAGAAGAAGAUCGAUGCCAGGAAGAAGGGCCUGAAGAGGCUAUAGGCGCAUCCUGGACAAUGUAUUAGCCGGGUAGAGUGGUAGUUAGAAAAUCCAGUAUCUUUCUUAAAUGCCAGAUCAGCAGAUGCAUAGUUGAAAUGAAUAAAGAACCCAAGCGACAUCUGAUGAACUGGCCACUGGGACAAGGUUGGCUGUACUCAGGCUUAAUGAGACAGAAUGUGAGUUGGGCCUGUUGGAAUAAACUGUAUGUGCAAUGUCAAAUAUUUGGAAGA
Messenger RNA from Lolium perenne, 1184 nucleotides. RefSeq names its product ubiquitin-conjugating enzyme E2 22-like. The record is from RefSeq and is a predicted model, not a curated record. NCBI's taxonomy places the organism in Eukaryota, Viridiplantae, Streptophyta, Magnoliopsida, Poales, Poaceae.